UUUUCCGGCAGCUGAAUGAGUGAAUAAGAGUGGAAUCGUUGUGUAUUGAUAAAAACCUCGGGGAGAGGAAGCAACGAGAGACAAACGCUCACCAGACGUUGAUCUUAAUUCAAGUAGUCCGCGUCAAACGUCAACACGGAGUACGACAAUAUUGACGAUGGGUGAAGGUACAUUAGAGACACACUGGACAUGAGCGGAAGUGCGAAAUUCGCUGCAACAUCGAAACAAAACUACUGCACGUAAAAACAGAUCGAAAAGAUAUCAGCAAUUCACCAGAAAACGCACCACCACCGAUAAAAACAACAUUAACGACUUAUUGAUUGACACCUGAUCGACUUUCUGUUCAGAAGCGAUCGGUCGUUAAGAUGAAUAUCAGUGACAAGGGAAACUGGUCCCUUAUACACUGGGCAGUGACGGAUAUCAUCCCAGGGGAUAGGGGAACCAUGUCCUCCCGAAACUUGACUGACGAGGAGUACCUCCUUAUAACGAUGGGACCUAAAAGGAAGGACAUGUUGUCUGUGGUCUGCCUGUUGGUCAUCUAUAGUUUCAUCUUUGUGACCGGUAUUGUGGGAAAUGUGUGCACGGCAAUUGUCAUUGUACGGAAUCGCCACAUGCAGACCACUACGGACUAUUAUCUCUGUAGUCUGGCCAUUUCCGACAUUCUCAUCUUAGUUUCUUGUCUACCUUUUGAGGCGUAUUCUAUCUGGCAGGCAUACCCAUUCAAUUUUGGAGAGGUGUGUUGUAUUGGAAAAGCUUUACUAACGGAAAUGACGUCAUACGCUUCAGUGCUGACGAUCACAGCAUUUACAGUGGAACGAUACAUCGCCAUCUGCCACCCUCUGAUGUCUCACAAAAUCGCCGACCUCAGAAGAUCUGUUAUGAUUAUUAUUGGUAUCUGGACGAUAUCGUUUGUGAUCGCCCUACCCUACCCAAUACAUACACGAACUCUGUUCUACGCACACAGUCCUUCGACAAAGAAACCCCUCCAGGAAUCACUUGUGUGUAACAUUCCGUCUCAGUGGAUUUCUGAAAUGACCAUUAUGUUUCAAAUAUCAACAUUCCUAUUUUUUAUUGUUCCAAUGACUGCUAUUAUUAUUUUAUAUGUGUUAAUUGCGAUUACUCUGCGAAGUACAGCAUUAAACAGAGCAAAUUCGGAAGAAUCGACCGGUGGACACCAUUCCUCACAUUCCAGACGAGUUGUCCGGAUGUUGGUGGCUGUGGUUGCUGCUUUCUUUUUCUGUUGGGCGCCAUUCCACACACAACGACUGUACACUAUCUACCACAGAGAGCUGUGGACGCCAUACGAGCUGGAGGUACAGAGCCACCUAUUUUAUAUCUCAGGGGUUCUGUAUUUUGUUGGAUCUACCGUUAAUCCGUUCUUGUAUAACGUGAUGUCCAAGCGAUAUCGGGAGGCUUUCAAAGAGACACUGUGUUGUUGUGUAGGACACAGGAAAUCCAAGUACCAGCGUAGUCUUGUGUACUAUUACAACAAUAUGAAGAGUACUAUAAGAAGUAACGUCUCCCGUGAGGAGGGCGACAAACAAGGAGAACCCACGAGUCUAAACAACAGGAACUCUCUAACUAGAAAUCCAAAAACAGACUCCAACUAUCCACUGAAAACUAAACUUUUGUCCAACAGUGCCAAAGCGCAUGGAUCACAACAAAGUGGGAAUAAAAUGUUACGUGAUGGUACUAACGUAGACAAUGAAUAUCACUCCGAUAACGAGGACCUGAAACUUUUGACAUACCUGCCGCUAAAUAAAGCUGAGAAUAUGGAAAUGAUGGAACAGACAAAAUCCAACAUCUACACACAAAGAUCAUAAGUGUCUGUAGGAGACUUUGUUAUUUUUUUUGAUCCGUUUUUAAGACACAUGUUUCUUCAGUUAUUGUUAUUCAUUGAUGCACUUGUUUUAUCUAUAUUGAAGAUCUUUUAU
Molecule: messenger RNA, 1934 nt
Organism: Saccostrea echinata
Lineage: Eukaryota; Metazoa; Mollusca; Bivalvia; Ostreida; Ostreidae
Product: pyrokinin-1 receptor-like
Exons: 5
Coding region: 366-1823 (485 amino acids)
Biological process (GO): neuropeptide signaling pathway
Cellular component (GO): plasma membrane
Molecular function (GO): neuromedin U receptor activity
Source: RefSeq, a predicted model, not a curated record